AGUUUGCACCCUUAAGUGUUAUUCAACACCAUGCUUGAGCUCUUUUUACAUUGCUUGUGAUUGAAGUUAUGAAACUUAAAAAAUUAUAUAUUCUAUCUGCUGCCUGUUUUCAAGAUCUUACUAGUCGCUUGUAAGGUCCAACCCCUAUAAAGACAAGAAUGCCUAUUGAUGUGGUGGAGUUUUGUCUCGGGGGCACUGCAGCUGCCUGUGCAGUUCUUUUCACAAACCCGUUAGAAGUAGUCAAGACUAGGUUCCAACUGCAGGGAGAGUUGAAGGCGUGGGGAACCUAUCAACGUCACUACAGGAAUGUCUUCCAUGCCUUCUACACCAUCGGUCGAUAUGACGGUCUCCUUGCCCUGCAAGCUGGGUUGGCCCCAGCUCUUGUGUAUACUGCGAUUCAGAAUGGCACAAGACUCGGAACCUACCAGAUUUUAGUGGAUAUGGGGCUAACGAGGAAUAAGGCCGGUGAAACGAGUCUUCCAAGGACAAUCUGUGCAGCAGGAGUCGGUGGUUAUGUAGGGGCACUGAUCAGCAGUCCUUUGUUCCUUAUUAAGACACAUCUUCAAUCCCAGUCUAAUGAAGUCAUUGCAGUAGGUCACCAGCACACUCACAGUGGUUGGCUGCAAGGCUUGAAGAAGAUCUACGUAGAGGGCGGCGUCAAGGGCUUAUGGAGAGGGGUCCACGCUCAGACUGUACGAAAUGUUAUAGGUUCGGCAUCGCAGCUGACAGCUUUUGCUUUAACGAGUGAUUUUAUCACUGAAAAAGAGAUCUUUGUGCCUAGCAGUCGCUACAUCCCCAUCACCUCGAGCAUGGUGGCGAGCGCCGCCAUCGUAGUCUUUGUGACACCCUUUGACGUCAUAAGUAUCCGCCUGUACAACCAAGGAGUGGACAAGGGAGCGGGAAAGGGGGUGUAUUACCGGGGCUUCUGGGACUGUGCUUUGAAGAUCUGGCGAAGGGAGGGUCCAGUAGGGUUCUACAAGGGUUGGUCCGCCUCCUGGUUCCGGUUCGCGCCACAAACCAUCCUGAGUCUUUCUUUCUGGAAUAUGAUGCAAAAUGGCUACUACCGUUACCUAGGGGAGAGGCAUAUGUCUCAAUUACGUCGUAACCAAGCAAAGACGUUGUGAUAUGAGAACAGGCGUUCAUGAUUACAUAUACCUCAUCUAUUCUUUAGAGAUGCUAAAACUUGAUGUUCAUAUUCGGUGUGAUGUUUCUGUCAACUAUUACAGGCGUUAUAACAACAGAGUCGAAACGAAUUACUAGUUUGUACAUCCAAUAUCUGUUCGACCAUUUACUAAGGCCUAAAGAGGUUUUUGACGCAGGAUGGAUUUCUUCUUUGUUUUCGUUUGUUCGUUUCUUUCUUUCUAAAUUUAUAUACCAUCGAACGCUAUGAAUCUUUGCAGGCCGACGUGAUCUCAUUUUGGAAACAGCGAAGCGACCGAAUGGAUAUAGAUCUGAGAUGGCGUCUCGGUGGCGAGUGGUUGAACCGUUUAGUUUGCAUCAUGGGCCUACAAUAAUAGUCUCAUCUUGUGGCAAGAUAUUGAGUUGGAAGGAUAGAGUAGUGCUAACUCAGUAACUGAGCGAUUGAUAAUGGUAAAAACUUAUGAGAUUGCAAGAAGCUUCGGCUGGAAAAAUGAGGGUGUCAUAAAUUACCAAGCAACAGGUCCCUCGUUCGAAACUCACUUGUUUGUUUUAGUCAAUAAAACUGACAGACUUUAGUACCAGUCGCACCAUUAUAAAAUCGUACCAGAAUUUUUUUUUUUUUUUGUAGGCGUAGCCUGAAGGUAAUAUAAAGUGUAAAUCAGAUUACCAGAAUGCGAGAAAUCAAGGCGAAAGACCCGGGCUCCGUCUUACAAAGAGUUGCGAUUGACCCAAUCAAUCGUAACUCUAUUGAAAUCCAUCAGUAUCAUAAUCUUUUCUAAAGGAAAUUUGCAAAAUGUCCUUUGUAAACAAAGGAGAACACGCCAAAUUGUCAAGAAAUCAAUAAAUUAUGAAUAUACAUUCAUAUCUACUUUUUUAAAUAAACAUGCAUUUUAGAUGUUGACUUUGCUGGCUUUCCAUAGUUGCGAUUGAUUGAAUCAAUCGCAACUCUUUGUAAGACGGGGCCCUGAUCAUCAGCGUACAGUAAUUUUUUUCUGAAUGAAGUCUUGGACAAAGUUUGUCAUCGGGUAGAGCUAACAAUUAAAAUCAUUUGUUUAUAUAUUAUUGCGGUUACGCGUUAAACGUGAGCUUCAAAGAAAGAAGUUCACGCUGACAUGAAGUUUAUUUUUAAAUUAGGAAAAAAUAUAAACUAUUGGUGAAUGUUUCGAGGAAAAUUGAUCAACAUUUAAAAAGUUUGUAGAUUUGUUAUCAUUAUUAUUAUUUGUUGACGUCUUAUGCGAGCAGCUUCCCCAUUAUAUCAUAUAGUACAAAAAAUGAAUGAAAUGCCAUUUUAUUAAAAACUUGAAAAUGUUUUUUUAUUGUACCUUCAUUAUGUCAAAAGACAAAUUAUUUCAGACCCGCUCCUGAAAGAAAAAAAAAGUCAUCAUGAACCAUUUCAAAAAUAAAGUUUAUCCAUUUUAUAUAAGAUAACUAUGGGGUAGCUACUCGUACAUGACGUCACAAAUCAACAUUUCAUUUACAUUUUACAAGUCGACUUGGCGAGAAAACGUAUCUCGCCACCCCGACAGGUCGAUGGCAACUUAAAGCUACCGUACAGAUCUUCAUCAACUUAGUAACAAACGUUAGUUUGAAAUUGAAAGUUUGUGAAAUAUAGAUUGGCAGUUAUUAAUUGUAGUAUGUAGUUAUCGUUGAGCCAUCUAUUAUUUUUUUUUGCCUCCGACGAAGAUUCUGCUAGGAUCGAAAGCUUAGGCCCCUUUUUGACUUUCUAAUUUCUUUAACAAACAAACUUUAUUUUUUUUUCUUUUUUUAUAAUAGAAUAAAAAGGAGAUUUGAAUAGUUGGACAACG
Messenger RNA from Lytechinus pictus (painted urchin), 2945 nucleotides. Its product is annotated as solute carrier family 25 member 35-like. The record is from RefSeq and is a predicted model, not a curated record. Bases 159 to 1124 code for a protein of 321 amino acids. Lineage: Eukaryota; Metazoa; Echinodermata; Echinoidea; Temnopleuroida; Toxopneustidae. The transcript is spliced from 3 exons.